AUGAGUUUUGGUGUAGGAAUCGGGGACGUUGUCCUCGUCUCGGGUCUAGCCUGGAAGUUGUUCAAAGCCUACAAGGAUGCAAGCGAAGACUUCAAGCAGGUGUCGACCGACCUCAUGUCGUUGCACGCCGUGUUGAGAGAGACGGAGGACUACCUCCAGGAGCAUACCGACCUCGACACGUCGCGUAUCAACCGCCUGCACAUGCUGUGUGACGCGUGCAAACCCAUUCUGGACGAAUUAGAAUCGCUCAUCACAAGGUAUGACAGCCUCGGCACCCAGGCACAGCGCACAUGGGACCGCAUGCGCUUCGGACUCCAGGAGCUGGCCGACCUUCGCUCGCGUCUCAUCUCAUCAACAACCAUGUUGAGCGCAUUCAACAUUGCGCUGAUCAACUCAUCAACCAUGAGGAUCGAGAAGCGCCUGAACAAGUUUAUGAUGGAAGUCCAAGCCGGACUACGUGAGGGAUCCGUCGUCACCGUCGAAGAUGUGGUCGAGACGCUCGACUCGCCGCAGACCUGGAGUGAGCUCCGCAGAGAACUCGAAGACGUAGGGAUCAGCGCGAUGGUGGUCGAGGAGAACCGCGACUACAUCGUGAAAUGGAUGAAGGAAGCCCUUGCUGACGGCUUACUCGACGAGUCCGUGCCUGACACUGAAUCACCAAACCGCAAACCAUCCGUCUCGAGCCGGUCCAUCACGAGCAAUAGCAGCAGCAGCCAGACGCUGUUUGGGCCGUUCAGCCCGGCUACGGAUUCGGGGUACGGAAGUAACGGCGGCAGUCGCAGGCCGAGCACGAUCACUCUGUGCGCCGCCAACGAGGACUUUGAGCAAAAGGUCCAGCUAAAGCGUACGAACAGCCUGCUGCCGACGCCAGAGGAUGGCGAGGCACCCAACUGGCCGCUCGUCAAGCCGAAGCGACGUAUGGCCGUAAGUCGGCUGCUGCAGAGAAUCGUGGUCAAAGACACUGCCAUUAUUGAGGCUGCCAGCGAUGGCAACCUGCAAAAGGUGGCCGACUUGAUCCAUGUGGGCAUGGAUGUCAACGCCAAAGAUCGAUGGGGCUGGACGGCCCUCAGUAUGGCGGCAUAUGGAGGGUUCCCUGCCAUCGCGAGACUUCUGCUCGAUAACGGUGCCAACCUCGACAACGUGGAUGUUGAUGGCGAUACGCCGAUUGACCUUGCCGCCAACAGAGGCCAUACUGACGUAGUUGUGCUGUUCGACGAAGAGAGGGCACUAAUGCAGCUCAAGACCCUUUCGUGA
Messenger RNA from Verticillium alfalfae VaMs.102, 1254 nucleotides. RefSeq lists its product with no specific name. Gene Ontology annotation, molecular function: protein binding. Gene Ontology annotation, biological process: piRNA processing. The record is from RefSeq and is a predicted model, not a curated record. The transcript is spliced from 2 exons. Gene Ontology annotation, cellular component: pi-body. Lineage: Eukaryota; Fungi; Ascomycota; Sordariomycetes; Glomerellales; Plectosphaerellaceae. The coding region runs from base 1 to 1254 and encodes 417 amino acids.